AUGGAUGAGGAAACCCAGCCGUCGACGCAGCCCUACGCAGACCCGCGCCGCAGGGGCAUUAAUAACUCAGGCUUGAGCCAGCAAGAUGUAGCGGACAUUAUAUGCAUCUUACAUCCAAGCUCUCCUGCUGCGCAUACUGCGGUAUCUACAACGGCGGACCGUAAUCCACAGCAUAUCCUCCAGCGAGAUGAGUUUGACUGUGAUAUUGGCGAUACAGUCGCAUGUGAGUCAACCUGGGAUAUUGCCUUGCGGUUUUCUUCACAGGUGAAAGACCAGAGCAUGGGAUUCUAUUUUGGCCGAAGCGUCUCCAGGUGUGAUAUCAUAUUUGCUCCGGAUGACAGGAUGUCAAAUACCCAUUUUCGCAUCUACUUGAAACCGGACGGCAUCAUUAUGCUCCAAGAUACGUCUACAAAUGGAACUAUCGUUGAUUCAAAACUUAUCCGGAGAGAUGGCAAAUAUGAAAGUCCGACUACCCAGAUGCUUAUGCCUGGUUCAGUCAUUCAGGUGGUCGGUAGCAAUCCGUCAUCUGCUAUAAAAUUUGUUGUUAGGAUGCCUCCUCGAGACGAACUCCAGGCGCAGUACAGCAGGAAUCUUACCUGGUACCUAGGCCGAAUUCGACAAUUAAAUACUAAAGCAGGAGACACUGGCCGUGGGGAGCCUCCAGUCCCUGAGUUCAUUAUGCCCCAACAGACCGGCCAUUCUUAUGGAAUGCAUUGGAAUGGUGGAGCCAAGUAUAACGUAACUGGCCAAAUUGGAAAGGGUGCCUUUGCCACCGUGUAUAAAUUGGCUACCAAAAACGAUGGCGCUGUAUUUGCUUGCAAAGAACUGGAUAAACGACGCCUCAUGAAGAACAAUGUCUUGGACCACAAGGUUGACAGCGAAAUGAGGAUUAUGAAAGACUUGGAUCAUCCCAAUAUUGUACGAUUUCAUGAUUACUUCGACCUGAAUAACCGCUGGAUUUAUAUCGUUAUGGAAUACAUUGGAGGCGGAGAGCUUUCAAGCUAUCUCAGCAGAGUUGGAAGUUUACCUGAAGACUUGGUGAAAACAAUCUCUCGCCAGCUUCUCCAUGCUUUACAGUACCUUCAUGCAAGGCGAAUAACCCACCGUGAUAUAAAACCCGAUAAUAUCCUCAUCUCAUCGUUUGAUCCACUUACCAUCAAGCUAUCGGACUUUGGACUUUCAAAAGUGGCCCAGGAAGAAACUUUUUUGAAGACAUUUUGUGGGACGCUGCUUUACUGCGCACCCGAAGUGUAUCCGGAAUACGACUCCUAUAAGCACCACUUUCCUCGAAAAAGGCGUCGACCGGGCGACCCUUUACCCAGAACCUCUCCAUACGAUCAAUCUGUUGAUAUGUGGUCAUUUGGUGCAGUAGCUUUCCACAUUCUAUGUGGCCACCCUCCAUUCAUGGGACGUGGAGACGAUAGAGGAGCUCAGAUGUUACGGAAUAUAAUGACUACCGAAGCGGACUAUUCACUGCUAGAAAAAGCAGGGGUAUCUUCGGAAGGAAUAGAUUUCGUUUCAAGACUGCUUAACCGGGAUCCCAAAUCUCGACCAAAGGAGCGGGAAUGCUUUCGACAUCCAUGGGUCGCCGAUGUAUCAGACGCGUUUGAGUACGAGGAAGUAGGAGAGCCAGUUCCAGCUGGCCCGCUCGCUGAGCUGGUCGCUGUACCGGAAGUCAGUGAAGAUGAGGAUUUGGAUGCCUCUGGUCUUGUGAUCAACGAUAUGGCGAACGGGUUAUCCGAGCAUGGAAAAGGAGAAGACGCGGACGAAGAGGAGGAGGAGGAAGGAGAGCUGGUGUCUUCCGGCCACAACACUCAUGCCAAAAAGCCUCGUGUAACCUUGGAACAGGAUGUUUCAGAGCAAUAUGUCCAGGCUCCAGGUGACGUACGUUAUCCCUCACUUCCCAAAUUUUCCAGUUAUGGAUUCGGAGCCAGUGCCGAUGUGAGAGCUACGCCAAAUGGCCCCCGCCUCUUUGGAGAAAUCACGGAAUCCCUUCUUAAAAGCUCCGGAGUGUUUGGCCGGGAUUAUCCCGUGGAUAUGGAUGUUACCGAUCCACAGGACCAGUGCCAGGAUGAUUCAACUGACCAGUAUGUGAUGUCGGAUGAGAACUCUAGUAUUAACAAAGACAUCUUUGCCGACGGAGGCCAACCACACCCGCCGCUUACUAUGAGGCCCCCACCGCCUAAGAUAUCUGAUCCGAGUCUGCUAGGAGCGGAAUCCCUAGUGGGACACCUGCACAUGGGCUCUGUUGGUCAAAAGGAUGCCAUCUCACGGAAUGGUGCUUCUCUGGGCAAUCGAAAAUACGCUUCUGUGUCAAAUGGUGAAGCUCAGGAAGGCUGGGGUAAUGGAGAGGCUGAGGCUGCUACGGGAACUUUACCUAAAAGAAACGCAUCCUCACCAUCCAGCAAUAGGAUUAAUUCUUAUAGAACAGUAACGAGAGACAUGAGCAGCAGUACGGAAACCAACAAGCCACGCAGCCCAGUUGGAAGCACAAAAUCGAGCAACCAAAAUGAUGCCAAUGGGAUUCCGGAUGAACUUGCUUGUACAAUUGACGAACGCACAGGUCUUGAAGCCUCAUACUCGUCCCAACCCCGGCCAAAUUCGCUCGGCCCAGAUGCUCCAGAUGACAAUCCUGAUUCCCAGCAGGUUACUGACAAUAUACAGGAACAAAACAACGAGAAUGGAGAAAACCAGUUCGUCAAACCUGCUACGGUGUUGGGGAAGUUAACGCCACUACCAGGUUCGAUCAUCGACCAGCCAAUUAGGCUUGAAUCGCGUAUGACGUCCUGGGGCCGAGGAACUCAAGCGACAAUCCGUCACCCGGACGAUAUGGACAUUCGAAUUCCCUCAUAUGCCCUUGAGCUAACUUUCUGGGCGCCAUCAAUCGAAGCUCGAAUCGAGGCUGGUGAAGAUUGGUUGCGCAUGAGCGAUGUUGUAACAUUGAUAUCCACAAAGACCAGCCGAUGCAUCUGGGUUAACGACGUCGAACUACGCAAAGAGUCCCGCAAUAAGGAUGCAUUUUUGUUUGGGAGGAUAUACACCGGUGAUAUCAUCACUGUGUAUCGAAAUAAGGACCAGUUCCUCCGGUUCCGAUGUGAAUUUUAUCAUGGGAGCAGCAAACUGGAAAGACCGGCAGAUGAAAUGAAGUUUGUCAUUGAAGAGUCACCAAAGGCAGGAUGCAGCACUAGAAUAGAAGGCAAUUUACUAUCGAAGUCGGUACCAGCAUCUGGAGAGACGCUCGCCAGAAGCAACGUCUCUACCAUGACGAACCAACCGACGAGCGUCAACAGCCCCGACGCAGAGAAUACGUCGACAUAA
Messenger RNA from Arthroderma uncinatum, 3318 nucleotides. RefSeq names its product serine/threonine protein kinase. Bases 1 to 3318 code for a protein of 1105 amino acids. NCBI's taxonomy places the organism in Eukaryota, Fungi, Ascomycota, Eurotiomycetes, Onygenales, Arthrodermataceae. Gene Ontology annotation, biological process: autophagy; peptidyl-serine phosphorylation. Gene Ontology annotation, cellular component: cytoplasm. The record is from RefSeq and is a predicted model, not a curated record. Gene Ontology annotation, molecular function: protein binding; protein serine/threonine kinase activity; ATP binding. The transcript has 3 exons.